This is a messenger RNA of Puccinia graminis f. sp. tritici CRL 75-36-700-3, 978 nucleotides long. RefSeq lists its product as uncharacterized. Bases 1 to 978 code for a protein of 325 amino acids. NCBI's taxonomy places the organism in Eukaryota, Fungi, Basidiomycota, Pucciniomycetes, Pucciniales, Pucciniaceae. The record is from RefSeq and is a predicted model, not a curated record. The transcript has a single exon.
AUGUCGGCGGAUGGCGAUUCUUCAAAGAAACCGGCCGCGGAGACGUCUGGAAACAACACCGAAUUUGAUACACCGUCGUCGGUAUCUCUCAAAUCGGCAGUCGCUAGACUGCACGUCCUACAAUCUCCGGGUCCCGAUUCGAAUUUCCUCGAUUGGGAACUCGUAAUCACAUCCUACUUUGACUCAGUCGGCAUUGACUAUGUCAUAGAAAAACCUCUCCCUGAACGUCCGUCGGCGGCGUGGACGGCCGACAAUAAAACCGUUUGCGCUAUCCUCACGCAAACGAUCGACUCUUCCAAUCUGAUCGCUAUUCGUCCAUACAAGCGCAACACGUAUGGGAUGUGGGGAGCGAUCGUCCGCGCUCAUCAGGAUUCGUCGACUGGCGGACGCGUUUACUGGCUCCGCAAGCUACUCCUAACCAAAAUGGAUGGGGAUGAUGUUCUAUCUCACAUCAACACUAUGGCAAAAGCGUACGACCGGCUUAACUCUCUCGUCACCACCGAAAAACCCCUCACCGUCGCCGAUGUCCAUUCAGCCGCACUGCUCAGUUCUAUCCCCGAUGACUGGAUGGGAUGUGUAUCUCACCUCAUGAACCAAGAGGGUGUGAGCACUGAAUCAAUUGUCUUGGCUCUUAAAAAUGAGCAUACCCGCCGUCACUCCCAAAACGAGGUUGCUGUAUCGGUUUCCUCCACCAAGACUAAACCACAAACCGGUAAGCGGCCCGGAGAUUGUAACAAGAAGCGCCAUUGCGAUUUCUGUAACACGGAUGGUCACGACCUCAAUAACUGCAACAACACUAGGCGUAUUCUUGACGAACACAAAGCCUCCCAGAAAAGCCGAACUGAAUCUAAAGACCAGGAUCGACGCCAGACCCAGUCCGGUAAACCAACGGCUCGAGCUGGUCGCACCUCUGCCGUCACUCUUGGCGGAUCGUCUCACAAGUACAAUGACGAUGAGGAGUCCGACUACUCAUGUUGA